Messenger RNA from Hyposmocoma kahamanoa, 1031 nucleotides. RefSeq lists its product as uncharacterized. Lineage: Eukaryota; Metazoa; Arthropoda; Insecta; Lepidoptera; Cosmopterigidae. The transcript is spliced from 6 exons. The record is from RefSeq and is a predicted model, not a curated record. Bases 72 to 839 code for a protein of 255 amino acids.
UGAACCAUUACAACCAUCUUCAUCAUUGCACAGUCCAUUGCUUUAUUUUGUUUACCGACAACCCGUACAAUAUGUCUGGACACCGCUGCCGCCAACCGCCAUAUUACGGAGGCCACCACCCACAACCACAAACAGUUACCUACGUGCAAACUCCUGUGAUAAUACCUGGUUACGAGCCACCGCCACCACCUCCGGGCCCUGAGCAUUGCCAGCCUACCUACGUCACUAACUACAUUAUCAAUCACCCUACAGAUCCUGUACAAGUUGUUAACCCACCUUUGAACAAAGACAAAAGAAGACAAAUAAGCAAGAAUUUGCCACCAUCUUAUUGCAAACCGUUACACACUCUCUCCGCUGCAGUAAAGAAAGCAACGCCUCUGCAGGAUUGUAUUCAGUGGGUUCCAUCAAGCCCUCACAGCGCCCAAAGCCUUAGCCAUCGUGCUGUAGUAGCCGGCAAGGAAGGAUAUGACAGCAGCCCUCUAUGGGUUAUCAGAGCUCAUCAUAGUGGGGACCAUAUUCCUGGUAAACUUGCCAUCAAACACAAACAAGCAUAUGUUGCUUUUGGAGGCAAUGAAGUGAUCGUUCAUAACUUCGAGGUGUUGUGUGCCCCAGCUCAUUUAAUACGUUGGAAGCCAGCGAGCAACGGCGCAGUCCCCGCUGGAGCCAUCCCAGGCGGCCAUACUAAAACUGGGGAAACACUAUACAUUGCCAGAGUGGAUCAUAUGAACUCUCUUACACCUGGAAAGGUACAUCGCAGCCAUGGCUGUAUGUACAUUUCAUUCGGCGGCAAAGAAGUGCGUCACACACAGUAUGAAGUUCUCUGCAAAAUUGGUGCUUAGUAGAAGACAGAAAAUUUACAGUACGUUCAGGCGAUUGCAAACCCAAAAUUCACAAACAUUUACAUUCAUAUCUCUGUUACAUAUCGAUGUUUUAAUGAACUGUGAGUAGACAAAUCGAAGAAAUAUGAUAUUUUACCUUGACUAUCUAUAUCAUUAUCUUAUUGUGUUUAAAAUAUGAUUACGCUCUUAUCA